AUGCAGAACGAGCUCUAUCGCGAUGGCGAGCUGAUUCUGAUGCCCGCCCCAACACAAGAUCCCCGCGACCCUCUCAAUUUGACUACCAGGCGCAAGAUCGUUGGCUUGACCUGCCUCUGCCUGUUCGGUGCGCUGGCCGCUGCCGCAGAGUUGAUCCUCGGUGCCUUGUUGCCCGUCUUCGCCCUAGACUAUGCAGGGCUCGACCCCAAGAUCCUCAAGCCAUUGUCCGAAGCUGGUGGUCUACCGGUGGGUAGUGACCCUUUGAAGUUCUUGGCUGAACUUCCUAAUGCACCUCCAAUCUGGAAGGUGUACCUGCUCGCCUCGUUGCCUGUCCUCGUCAUCGGUCUCGCCAAUCUGAUUCUGAUUCCCAUGGCCAUUGCAAUCGGUCGCCGACCCGUCGUUCUCGUCACUGGCGUUAUCGCUGUCGCCGGUGCAAUUUGGGCCGGAUUCAGCACUUCUCUCGAGAUGCACAUCGCUGCGCGUUGCGUCCAGGCAGUCGGUGCCGGCACCGUCGAGAGUCUGAUCCCAUUCAUCAUUCAGGAUAUGGUACACGUGCACCAGCGCAAUACCUGGAUCUCCGGUGUGUUCGCUCUGCAAGGUAUUCUGAUUAUUGCCUUGGGUGCGGCUGCACCUUUCUGGGUCUACUACAUCAGUUGGCGCUCUGUCUACUUCAUCACUGCCGGCUCCGCCGUCCUCUUCCUGAUCGGUACAUUCUUCUUCAUGCCCGAAACCCGCUGGGCCCGCACUCGCAGCGAAAUGAACGGCAUCCCACGAGACGAGAGCAAAUUCACCGUGGCGCCGCGCACAUUCAAAUACGACAUCCAAUUCAUCACUGGCGCGUCGCAAUGGAAUAAGUGCUACACCGCUCUCCUCGACACCCUCUACACAUUCUUCUACCCUCAGAUCUUCUUCAUCACCAUGUUAAACAGCGCCAUGAUUGCCUGCGCCUUUGCUGCUGGCUACACUGCAUCCCCUGCGCUUCUGACAAAGCCAUGGUCGUGGCAUUUCUUCUCGCUCGGUCUCUGCCUGGUCCCCAUCAUCUUCGCCUCCAUCGCCGUUGCUUUCGUUACCGGAAACAUGGCCGACUGGAUCGCCAACAAGGUCGCUCAGAAGCGCGGCAGGCGUGUCCCGGAGAAUCAGCUCCUCAACCUCAUCUUUCCCACGGUCUGCGCGCUGGUCGGCUCCAUCAUUUUCGGCGUUGCUGGUCAGAACCAGACACAAUACCACUGGGCCGUCUUCCUCCUGGGUCUUGGGCUAAUGGCCUUCGGCUUCCUCGGUGCUAACACCAUCGGUGCGGUCUACGUCUUGGAGGUCUACCCUCACCUUGCGGGACCCUCGCUUGUCAACAUUGCCUCAUUCCGUUGCUUGAUCGCCUUCAUCCUCAGUUUCCAGGUUUCUGAGUGGGUUGCCAAUCUUGGCUACCUGAACUCCUUUGUAAUCUACACUGGAAUCAUGAGCGUCUUCGCUCUGCUGAUCCCUGUGGUGUACUACUACGGUCCGGCGUGGCGCGAGAGAUGGCCUGCUGCACGAUUGGGCGACAACCGCGACCUAUAG
Dissoconium aciculare CBS 342.82 is the source of this 1554-nucleotide messenger RNA. Its product is annotated as major facilitator superfamily transporter. NCBI's taxonomy places the organism in Eukaryota, Fungi, Ascomycota, Dothideomycetes, Mycosphaerellales, Dissoconiaceae. The record is from RefSeq and is a predicted model, not a curated record. Gene Ontology annotation, biological process: transmembrane transport. Gene Ontology annotation, molecular function: transmembrane transporter activity. The coding region runs from base 1 to 1554 and encodes 517 amino acids. The transcript is spliced from 3 exons.